GCCUCUUAUCUAACAGGUGUGGUCACUGGUGUCAAAAUGCUUCGUUACUCAGAUGUUAACUCCUCAUUCCCACGAGUUCUGUUCUGGCCUGGCUGCAGUUGGUGGCUGCAGACUACCUCCUCCCAGGAGAGUGAGUCGGGCAGAACCGCGCCUGCCUCUUGAUCGCUCACCACACUUCAAACUGUCUACGGCAAGGCUAUGAAAAGCAAACCUCUGCAGGUGGCUGCCUGGAUGACCAUGGAGAUGGAUGGCAAUAAGAAGUUUGCGCAAGAGUGGCCAGGCUGCUUGCUGCAUGGCUGGGAGGGGAAGUAGUGGAGAGACCAGCUGGACACUCACAGAUCAACACAUCUCCGUCCUAUCCUCGCUUCCACUCCCGUCGUAAGAGCUCUAACUGCCCUGCCCACUUCAGCUGUGACCACAGACCCAUUAUCUCAUGGUUUCUGUCAAGUUCCUGAUUUUCCUCUCUUGAAGAUGAGCAAGAAUUCUGUGUUGAAGUGUUCUGCAAAACCUACCCCGGCAUGGAUUCAGAAAUGAGCGCUGUUUGACUUGCAGAUGGGGCCAGCCGCAGGAACCGGCCAGGCACGGAACUCAGCGCACUGCCCUGGGCACCACUCAGAUGUUCCUCUCACUUGCUGAUCCAAUCUCGCCUCCCGAGACCAUAAAGACUGGAAAAACUGGCGCUGGCCCCCGGGAGCCCCGAGAUGGCCAACUCCUCGAGCCCGGGGCCUGAGGCCGAGUCCUGCUCCCGGAGCGCGCUCGUCACCCGGCAGGCGGUCCCCGCGCUCUACUCCGCCGUCUUCCUCGCGGGGGUCCUGCUCAACGGGGCGUCGGCCUGGGUCUUCUUCUCCGUGCCCAGCUCCAAGAGCUUCAUCGUCUAUCUCAAGAACAUCGUCGUGGCGGACUUUCUGAUGGGCCUGACGUUUCCUUUCAAGAUCCUCGCCGACUCGGGCCUGGGCCCCUGGCAGCUGCACGUGGUCGUGUGCCGAGGCUCGGCCGUGCUCUUCUACGUCAGCAUGUACGUCAGCAUCGCCUUCUUCGGGCUCAUCAGCUUCGACCGGUACUCCAAGAUCGUCAAGCCCCUGCUGACGUGCCCCGGGCACUCCGUGGGCACCAGCAAGCUGCUCUCGCUGGCGGUGUGGGGGCUCAUGCUCUUGCUGGCGGUGCCCAACAUGAUCCUCACCAACCAGAGCGUCAGGGAGGUGGCCAAGAUCCGGUGCAUGGAACUGAAGAGCGAGCUGGGGCGGAAGUGGCACAAAGCCUCCAACUACAUCUUCGUGGGCAUCUUCUGGGUGGUGUUUCUCCUGUUGAUCAUCUUCUACACGGCCAUUACCAGGAAAAUCUUCAAGUCUCACCUCAAGUCCAGGAAGAACUCCAGCUCGGUGCGAAGGAAAUCCAGCCGCAACAUCUUCAGCAUCGUGCUCGUGUUUUUCGCGUGUUUCGUCCCUUACCACGUCGCCAGGAUCCCCUACACGAAGAGCCAGACGGAAGCGCACUACAGCUGCCAGUCCAAGGCGACCCUGCUCUACGUGAAGGAAUUCACGCUGCUGCUGUCCGCUGCCAACAUUUGCCUGGACCCCGUCAUUUACUUCUUCCUGUGCCAGCCAUUUAGAGAAGUCUUAUGUAAGAAAUUCCACCUCCUCUUCAAAGGUCAGAACAACAUAGAUAAUUCUAAGAACAAGAGGGGAAACAUGAUUCAUGACAGCACAGACACGCUGUGAGCUCGCGCCCCCGCCCCCACACAGGCCCCGUGUGCCCGCCGCCAUCCCCAGCUCGGGACAGACAAGCAGCAUGCCCGCGGAAACAAGUGACAUUAUCCAACACCAGUUAUUAAAUCCAACAAAUGUACAGUAUGAUAUUCACGUGUUAGUUUCCAUGUUUUUGUAACAUGCCAAAAGUUUGCAAAUGUCCAUUUUUCGUUUUAAUUUUUUGGUUGAUAAUAAAGUAAUAUAAUCAAAAUAGGCUUAAAUCUAUGGCUAGAAAAAGAGGAACUUUAGAUGAUAAGAGGGAAAACAGGAAGGGUCCAGGACAAUCCACACAGGUGUCUGCUUUCUCUAAAGAUAACAUUAAGUAAGACGUUCUCUUUUGCAACUAGGUCCUUAGAUGUAAGCACAGCUCAAUAAAGGGCUAUUUUUAGCAAAAGGUCAAGUCUUCUCUGAUUUUAAACAGGAUAAGCAGAAAUUCAUAAAUCACCCAAGAGACCCCUAACUUUGCAAUUCUAAAGGAAAAGAUAUGCAAGUUGUGUACUUUACAAUAAGAAUGUAAUUUUUCUGAUGCAUUUUGAGGGUAUUGGAUAUAUGGUAAAUUAUUGAGCCAAUUAACAAGAGUGGGGUUCUGGUGCUAGAUUCUUUUAGGUGGACUCUACCAAGAGAAGGUGAAUAUUGGCACAGAUGUCAGCAGCAGCUUCCCCUGCUCAGUAGUGCAGAGAAAAAAAUAGCAUGACCGGGGAGAAAAAGACAAAGACACACACACACACACACACACACACACACACACACACUAACUAUUCUCAUGAGCUGUGGGGAAAUCAGUUUUCUCAGAAAGGAAAAUAAACUUGAAAGUCUAAAAUGUAAAAUGCGAAAUGACACAGAAUAUGAAAACUCACAAUACAUCAUAGUUUUUAGAAGUCAGAAGAAUAAAGAAAUGGGACAUGGUUGCCAGCUCAUAGGUUACCAAAAUUACACUCUUUCUCUGCUCUUAAAGGACUAGAAGACAUGCAGACCAUCUUUUGUGUGUUCUUCCUAAACAGUUUUGUAAUGUUUGUAUCUAUUUCAUAUCUUACUGU
Molecule: messenger RNA, 2782 nt
Organism: Jaculus jaculus (lesser Egyptian jerboa)
Lineage: Eukaryota; Metazoa; Chordata; Mammalia; Rodentia; Dipodidae
Gene: P2ry14
Product: purinergic receptor P2Y14
Exons: 3
Coding region: 702-1718 (338 amino acids)
Biological process (GO): G protein-coupled receptor signaling pathway
Cellular component (GO): membrane
Molecular function (GO): G protein-coupled purinergic nucleotide receptor activity
Source: RefSeq, a predicted model, not a curated record